CCUUGCCUGCCUCUUUCCGUCUCCGGCUGCCGUAGGGAGAGGAGCUGGCGCCAUGUCGGCGCAUCUGCAAUGGAUGGUCGUGCGGAACUGCUCCAGUUUCCUGAUCAAGAGGAACAAGCAGACGUAUAGCACUGAACCCAAUAACCUGAAAGCCCGCAACUCCUUCCGCUACAACGGGCUGAUUCACCGCAAGACUGUGGGCGUGGAGCCGGCAGCCGACGGCAAAGGGGUCGUGGUGGUCCUGAAGCGGAGAACAGGCCAGCGUAAGCCGGCCACCUCCUACGUGCGGACCACCAUUAACAAGAAUGCCCGAGCCACACUUAGCAGCAUCCGCCACAUGAUCCGAAAGAACAAGUAUCGCCCCGAUCUGCGCAUGGCUGCCAUCCGCAGAGCCAGUGCCAUCCUGCGCAGCCAGAAGCCUGUGAUGGUGAAGAGGAAGCGGACUCGCCCCACCAAGAGCUCCUGAACAGCCUCCCCCAGAGCAAUAAAGAUAACUUGUUUCCAAUG
Molecule: messenger RNA, 507 nt
Organism: Trichechus manatus latirostris (Florida manatee)
Lineage: Eukaryota; Metazoa; Chordata; Mammalia; Sirenia; Trichechidae
Gene: RPL28
Product: ribosomal protein L28
Exons: 5
Coding region: 53-466 (137 amino acids)
Biological process (GO): translation
Cellular component (GO): ribosome; cytosolic large ribosomal subunit
Molecular function (GO): structural constituent of ribosome
Source: RefSeq, a predicted model, not a curated record